Molecule: messenger RNA, 1754 nt
Organism: Cyprinodon tularosa
Lineage: Eukaryota; Metazoa; Chordata; Actinopteri; Cyprinodontiformes; Cyprinodontidae
Gene: pcmt1
Product: protein-L-isoaspartate (D-aspartate) O-methyltransferase
Exons: 8
Coding region: 113-925 (270 amino acids)
Biological process (GO): protein modification process
Cellular component (GO): cytoplasm
Molecular function (GO): protein-L-isoaspartate (D-aspartate) O-methyltransferase activity
Source: RefSeq, a predicted model, not a curated record
GUCUCUCAGCCAACAUUGCGUUUGAUGCAUAUCCACAUAAAUUAAUCAUAAACUAAAAUGACUCCCAUUUCGAUUCGCUUGUGUCUCUGAAAAGGCGCUAAAAGCCAUUUUGAUGUCCGGUGACGUAUCCGCUACUCCACCGUCUCCUUUGGAGGUUGUCAGCUUUAUCGGUAAAACCGUUGGCGCAGGCGCGGCACUUACAGCUGCUGUCUACUUACUCCGCAAAGUCUGCUUAAUAAUGGCGUGGAAAUCCGGAGGAGCCAGCCAUGCAGAGCUCGUUAACAAUCUCCGCAAAAACGGCAUUAUUAAAUCCGACAAGGUGUAUGAAGUCAUGCUGUCCACAGACCGAGCACAUUACUCUAGGUGUAAUCCAUACAUGGACUCGCCACAGUCAAUAGGCUAUCAAGCUACCAUCAGCGCCCCACAUAUGCAUGCCUAUGCACUAGAGCUUCUACACGAUCAGCUGUAUGAGGGAGCCAAAGCUCUGGAUGUCGGCUCAGGCAGCGGAAUCCUCUCCGUUUGCUUUGCACGAAUGGUAGGCCCAAAAGGGAAAGUUAUAGGAAUUGAUCAUAUCAAAGAGCUGGUAGAUGAUUCUGUAAACAAUGUGAAGAAAGAUGACCCCAGCUUGAUAACUUCAGGCCGAGUCAAGCUAAUAGUGGGCGAUGGGAGAAUGGGGCACCCAGAGGAAGCACCGUAUGACGCCAUCCAUGUUGGUGCAGCAGCUGCCAAUGUCCCCCAAGCUCUUUUGGACCAGUUGAAGCCGGGCGGCCGUCUGAUUCUCCCAGUCGGUCCGGCUGGAGGGAACCAAAUGCUGGAGCAAUAUGACAAGCUGGAGGAUGGCAGCACCAAAAUGAAGCCCUUGAUGGGGGUGAUUUAUGUGCCUUUAACAGACAAAGACAAGCAGUGGUCCAGGGAUGAACUCUGAAUAAAAGACGGAAUACUCGGAUGACACCUGACAGGCCCUGAAUUUUGUUUCAAGCAUUAUAAAACAUGCUAAUUUUUGUUUGAGUCAAAUGAGGGACUUUGAGAAUAACACUGAUGACAGCUGUGAAGGGCUGCAAGAAGAGACUGCUUGAAGCUUCAUGCAGAAAUAUUCAAAAGGGUUUUUUUUUUCAGCUGGGUGAUAUUUUCUUCCAUGUUUUGCCCCAUUUAAAAUGCAGUUAAACAUUUUUUUUAUUAUUAUUUUUACAUGACAUUUCAGCGGGGUCAAAGCUGGAUGUACAAGCAGAACAUGAAAUAAAAAUACCCAACACUUUUAGAUAAUUCACCUAGCUACAGCUUGUGUGUGUGAGUGUGUGUGUCAUCUAACUGUAGGGUUUUCUGCAAGAAUAUAAGCUCCCCCCCCUUUGCCAGCAGUAUUAAAAUACUUAAACACAUACAGCAUCAUGGCUAAAAGGUUGAUGUGCAGAACAUUUCUGCACAAAUUAAACACACAACACACUGGAUAUACUUUAAAAUAACAAGAAAAAACAGCUGGGCACCGAUCUCACCAAAAUGCAUGAAGGUACAGGGCUGCGCUUUCCACCUGGUGAUGUGUUGUUUGCUGCCGCUGGUUUCCCCUUUCCAACGUGUACAGGCUACAUUGGGAGAGUCGCUGCUUUGCCAAAAUAAACAUCGAUACAAAGCAAAUGACUGUUUUUCUGAUGACAAAAUAACAGUUAAAUAAGCACAUUCGGUUUGGGUGGAUCUGAUCGACUGACCGGUAUUUGGAUUUCACAGUAUCUGAAAUGGCAUAUGAAAAUAAAGAGUCGCUU